Fonsecaea erecta is the source of this 600-nucleotide messenger RNA. RefSeq lists its product as hypothetical. The transcript has a single exon. NCBI's taxonomy places the organism in Eukaryota, Fungi, Ascomycota, Eurotiomycetes, Chaetothyriales, Herpotrichiellaceae. Bases 1 to 600 code for a protein of 199 amino acids. The record is from RefSeq and is a predicted model, not a curated record.
AUGUCUUCGUCCCCGCCAUCACCACCACCAUCACCACCAUCCAUCACCGCCGGCCGCAUCUGCCUCAGCCUCAUGGCCCUCUUCACCAGCACGGCCUGCUACGUGGCCGACUGGAACGAGACGCACGUCAAGAACCCGCGCUGGCCGCCGCACGCGCGCUUCCACAACGGCCAGACCAUGUCUAUGGGCCUGUGUCUGGGCGCGCUCACCGCGUACUUUGCCUGGAGACCGGUGCUGGCCCCCGCCGCAUCCUCAGCGCCGAAAAAACAACAACAACAACAACAACGGGGGGAGAUCGGGGCAGGGCAGGUUGCGGACAGUAAGAGUAACAAGAGUGACAGUGACAGUGAUAGUGGUGCCGCAGGAAGAGACAACGAACGAGGAAUCGGCGAGAAGGAGAGCAUCACCAUCGCCGCCGUGCUGGGCUCGCUCUACUGGGUCACCGGCCUCAGCGGCAUUCUCUACCCGGGCACGAAAUGGACCGACCCGGAGUUCGGCGAGGGCGCGCCGCAGGCCCCCAUCUUCGUCGCGUCGGCCGUCCUGGUUUGGUGUGGGUGGUGGUUGGAGAUGAGGAGGCUGGCGAAGACGAAGCGGGCAUAG